AGAAAAAUAAAAGCAGAUACCAACCUAUGUGUCAGCUUUGAAGAACGUGAUAUCCUGCUACAAACAGCAGGACUAACACCGGUCAUUGUGUCUGUGGUGCAUCUGUGUUGUGGAGAGCACUCGUCAAUGAAUCACUACAGUCAUUAUCACCAGCACACUGGCAAGAAGAUGGCCUUUGGCAGGCUGAUGGCUCCUGAUGAGAAUGCGAUCGGAGCCGUCUACCUUGGCCCCUCAGCAGCACACCUCCUUACAUCACACUGUGUGGUUGCUAGGCAACAGCACUCUGAAGCGGCUGGGGAUUGGUGGAGGCCUUUGAAUUAAUGGUGAGAAUACAUCUGUCAGUACACAGUGUUCUGGCCAAGCUGCAACCCACCACUACACGAAAAAACCAAGAAAAGAAAGACUGAAAAAUUAAAGAACUAAAAACAUCCUCAGUGCCACACACCUACUCAGACAUAAGAGCAGAGGCUCGUCAUCGAUGUGUGUCGCCGCGGUGAGGAGAGGUUGGAGAUGGGGGCUAGAUUAUGAAAGAUGAGGUAACUUAUAAGAGUUUGUUUGUGUGGGAGGUACGGCUUGGCUUCCUCGCGGCUCUCUGUCGGCUUCUUCAACUGAAAUGUCUUAUUGUUUUUUCAUGCACUUUCACAGUUGCAGUAGUAAAGGGCUUUUUUCACACAUUUCCCACACAAGACCCUAAGCUUGCAAUUAUCUGUAUGCUCCUGUUAUGAAUCUUUCAGAACUAGCUCAGAGGAAGCACCUUUUUUCAUUCUUGAGUGUCUUUUUUUUUUCUGUCUUCUAUUGACCACUAAGUGGUCCAUUCAAAUGUAGCCUUGGCACACGCACACACAACACUGUCUUAUGUAAAACCAUAAUAAAAAACAAAUCCUCCUCUUGCACACUUUGACUCCUUCAGACGUCCUCACACUGUCCAGUUGCAGUGACAUUAAAGCCUUUAUCACUCAUUUAUGCCUCUUUAAAAAAAAAAAAAUAAAAAUCCUCCUGCAAUUCAUACGUCUCUUUCUCUGCACACAGUUGCAUUUGUGUUGCUAUGAGAACCUGGACAUAAUUACUAUGAUUUACUGAUGAUUAUGGAGCUGAACAGAGAUUUUGUCAUUACAAUACCACUCACUGCCAGAACUCGAACGUGGUUUCCAGGGAAACUGGAAAUGUGAAGCUUUUCAACAGACACAGCCGCGGCUUAAAGAGUGGGGAUUGCCUAAGAUAGAUUCUUCUAGAGACAAACCUGUAGCCACUGCAAUCAUUUCAAAUCAACAGGGGAAAUGUACGGACAGACGUGGGUCUCAGUCAGGGCUGAGAUUUUCUCCGUUUGACCCAAAUCUGAGGCUGAGUUAUGGGGAGACUACGGUUUGACUUGGACUGCUGAGGUACUUGUGCCACUUGAAAGCAGAGACAGAAUGGGAAGUCUAAAGAAUGAGAUGAGCGGUCUCAGAGAGGACCAGCAGACAAAGACCGAUGACGGAGAACAUCCAGGGGGCUCAAAUGACAGCGCAGCGCCUGAGGGACCUCAGACAAACACAUGUCAAGAGUCAACAAUUCAAGACGACCAUCAACCAAAACUGCAAAUGAAUGCCAGCCACACUGAAGAGGGAGGGAAGAGCCCAACAUCCAAAGAUCAAGUGCUACCAGGCGAGGCAAGUGACAACCCGGAUUCUAUCCAAGUUAAAGACUUAACACAGACUGAGACACAACAGCCUGAAGCUACACAUAACAACAUGGCAAUCAGUAAGAAGUUCUUGAAUAACGGCGGUGGAUGUGCUGAAAUUCAGGACAAAGAAAAAGACAAGGAAAUGGAGAGCGUCUUGGUGCCUGUGUCAACAACUGCAGACCCUUCCAACCCCCUUUCUCCUGACCCCCGUUCACCUGCUCCUUUUGGGCAGCACCACAUGCGCACACAGGUGAGCCUGGAGGUGGUUCAGUGUCGCUCUGCAGCCACCAGCCCUAUGACUCCUCCUGAGGGCGGCCACUCCUUCUUCUUUCCAAGCUCUUUUGGGGGAUCUGGAUCAUCUAAAGAUGCCGAGCUACAGGUGGGACAGCAGGUGGAGUUCUGUUCUGUUGCCACAUCCCCGAUGACUCCAAAGACACCAUCGACCACUGCUUUCCCAGUGCUGGUUGGUAGGGAUAUGUUACAGAGACAGGGACAAGUGAAAGGGUGUGAGGAGCGGAGGGAGAGUGGCCAACAAGAAACAAGACGUCAGACAGAAGCUGAGUCAGAGAAAACUGGAGACAUGAAAUGUACCACAUCAAAGGAGCUCACUGAAGGCUCCAGCUCAGGUGCAGCUGGGUUAACAGAGUCGCAAGUAACUCAGCAGUGUCAGCAGCAGAGGAUGGGAAGUAUGGAUCAGGACAUUACAAUCCUGGUGACCCAUUAUGGCAACAGUGAUGAAGGCGGUGAAGAGAAGUCAGAGCUGUCUCUUUAUUCCAUCGAGCCAGAGAUGGUCAAGAUCGAUGAAUAUGAAGAACCCAGUGAAAACAAGACUGAUGAGAUGAGAUGGGAUGGCAAGACAAAGAUAUCCACGGAAACAGUCCAUCUCGAUCAGGCACAGGAUACAAAUCCUCUCCAAAAAGAAACCAGCGAACGACCAAUCACCAAAAUACAAUCUGACAAUUCAAAAGGCAGAGAAAACAGACUUGUCACUGAAGAGUCAAAUAAUAUAUCCAUAACAAAACACUCUGUCCCUGAAUCUCCAGCUCCCUUCGGCUGCCACAACAUGCGCACACAGGUGAGCCUGGAGGUGGUGCAGUGUCAGUCUGCAGCUACCAGCCCCAUGACUCCACCUGAGGGAGACCAUGCCUUCUACUUCCCAAGUUCCUUUGGGAAAUGUGAUGCUGUGGGAGCACAAACUAAAGAUGCUGAGCUGCAGGUGGGUCAACAGGUGGAGUUUCGUUCUGUCGCUACAGCGCCCAUGACCCCAAGAACGCCCCUCACCACAACCUUUCCUGAGAUUAGGAAGGAGGCUAGCAUAGAGGAGAAGAUAGUGGAGGAAAAGGCUGAAACCGAGCAGGGUAAGAAACACAAAGAAGACGGAGUUGAAGAGGAGAAGAAGAAAAAAGGUGAAGCAUCCAAAGAGAACAAAAUAGAAACAAUAAACUGUAAGGAGAAAGGUGAGGAGAAAGGUGAGGAGCCAGUGCAGGAGGUGAGCUGGGACGACAAAGGGAUGACCUGGGAGGUGUACGGGGCGGUGGUGGAGGUAUCCGUGCUGGGAACAGCCAUCCAGAAACACCUGGAGAAACAGGUGAAGAAGCAGAAGAUCCAGCCCUCGCUGCCACCGCCUCCUCCUCUCAACCCCUUGGCCACGCCUCUCACCUCAGAGGUCACCCAGGGGUGUUCGGGGUCGGGUAAAGGCCGGGCCGGGAAGAGAAGUGAACGGGACGGGAAGGUGAGCAGACGCAGGAGAAACCCCUUCCGUCUGCUGAUGGAGAACGUGCAGCAGCCACACUGCUGCUCCAAAGCUCACACCACCGAGUGACACGGGAGUGGAAUAACAACAACUGGCUGGGAAAUCACGUGACAUCUGAGAAAUGAUGUGCAAUGAUUUACUGAUAUGCGACAUUGUCUUGGGAAGAGUGACAAGCAAAGCACCUUCUCACUCGAGACAAGAAAAGCACAAAAGCAUUUCAUACAGUUUUUGUUUUUAUUUCUCUCUUCUUCUUCUUUUUUGGAUAUU
Solea senegalensis (Senegalese sole) is the source of this 3683-nucleotide messenger RNA. It is a transcript of the gene gprin1, whose product is annotated as G protein-regulated inducer of neurite outgrowth 1. The coding region runs from base 1413 to 3485 and encodes 690 amino acids. The transcript has 2 exons. NCBI's taxonomy places the organism in Eukaryota, Metazoa, Chordata, Actinopteri, Pleuronectiformes, Soleidae. Gene Ontology annotation, biological process: neuron projection development. The record is from RefSeq and is a predicted model, not a curated record. Gene Ontology annotation, cellular component: plasma membrane.